Molecule: messenger RNA, 4710 nt
Organism: Jatropha curcas
Lineage: Eukaryota; Viridiplantae; Streptophyta; Magnoliopsida; Malpighiales; Euphorbiaceae
Source: RefSeq, a predicted model, not a curated record
UAUCUUCAUAGCUUAUUUUAUUCUCCUCCUCGCCAUUGAAAUACAGUUCCCGCUUGUCAAUACAAAUUCAAAAAAUUUCAUUCUCAAAUCUGAUACACUCCAUUUUAUUACGUUCUACUGCUCUCCUACUCCACUUGAUAGAUCUUUCUAGAGAAAACUUACUGAUUGUUCUUGUCGCAGAAACACAAAUGGAAUCUGAUCUAUCCCUCGUUGAGAUGUCAGGGGAAGACGAUUCAUUGCUAUCUAUGGCAAACGACGAUGUUUCUUUCUCUAACGGCAACUCCUAUUUCUCCUGCUCUCCUCUUCUUCGAAUCCCCAGAUCUACCCGCUCUCCUCGUCUUCCUUCUCCACUCGAACCAAGCUCUUCAUCGUGUGAAGAUAGUACAUAUAAUAAUAAUAAUGUGAACAAGGAAAAUGUCAGUUCUGAUAAAUCAGAAGUGCCUAAACUCAGUAUUGAGCCACAGAAAAUGAAGAGGAAAAAGAAGGGCGGAGGUUACAAUCUGCGUAAAAGCUUAGCAUGGGAUAGAGCUUUCUUUACUGAAGAAGGUGUUUUGGAUCCCUUAGAGUUGUCAAUGCUUAGUGGGAAUUUGGGCAAGUCUAAUGGGGAGACUUUGUCAGUUAUACAUGAAGGUAGAGAAUCAAUGUCUGGUGAAUUGGAUAGCGUCAGUGACUCGUCUGAUUUGCAAGCACUUGAGGAUAAUUUAUUCAAGGAGCUUCCUUCAAGUACUCUAAAUGAAGGUAGAAAGAUUGCUGGUACCUUGUCACCAAAGCUUGGUUCGUCAACUAGAGAUAAACGAGGCCCAGCUUUUUCUGCGACCAAAAGAAAGGUUCUUCAAGCUCAAGAUAUUAAUAGAAGUGCCGCUAAGCGCAGUGGUUGCCCACGACCAGUGGCUUCAUCUUCUCUGAAAAGACCUCCAAACAUAAACACAACAAAAGUGGCAACUAAAGACUCAAGAGUUUCUAAACUAUUGGCUACAAAGUCAGAUCCUUCAGCUCUUUCUUCAACUUCUAGAAGUUCCACAACUAGUGCAAGCCACUCAAAAAGCAAUUAUAAUUCUAAGCCAGUCAAUUCUCAGAAAAAUGUUGGAUUAAAAAGCACUUCAACCAAUACAAAGACUGCUCGAAAUAAUGCAAAAUCUGUUCCUGCUGGAAAACCAAAUGUAAAAUCUACUGCUCAGCAAGCAAGAAGAAAUGUGGUGAAGGUCAGCUCAGUGCCUGAAACACAUUCAUCAUCCAAUCUGCAACUUCCCCAGGUUAGGCAGGCAAAUAAUAGCUCAGAAGUAGUUCCAGCUGCUGCUCAUCCUUCGACUGCCAAUGAUAGCAAUACCAGCAAAAUUGCAGUUUCGUUCUCUCAAAAUGCUUCUAGUAAUGGUGGAAACAUGCAACAUAUACAACCUCAAACAACAAAGCCAACUGGCUUGCGAAUGCCAUCACCAUCACUAGGAUUCUUUGGUCAGUCAAAACCUUCUGGUUCGUAUAGCCUGUUGCAGAGAAGUAGUCAGUCCUGCAAUCUUCCCGAGUCUAAUAUUCCUAAUUUUAGCAAAGCUAGUGCCUUAAAUCCUAUUCAUCAAAGGCCCUCACGACCGUCUGGGAAUACAUCUGCAUGCCCAAGUAAAUCACACUCUGUAGCAUCUACUGUUGAUGCUGCAUCAUGUGGAAAGAUCAAAACCAACUUGGGGUUGAAUAAUAUGAAGGAGGUGGCAUUGCAGGAAAAACAUAACUCUGAGAGUAAUUAUAUUAUGAAUCAUCAGCAGCAGAUGCAAAACUAUCAUAAUGAUGUUGAUCCACAAUCUCUACGUCAAGCAGAACCAUGUAAAAUCAAAAGGAUCUCUUGCAUGGAUCAUAUUGCACAGCAGAGCAACAAUAAUGAGUUCUCCUUAGAGUGUGAUCCAUGUGAACAAUUAGAAAAAGAUUCUGACAGUAGCAUUGUUGAUGUUAGCAUCAGUAGUACAGAUUCUAGUGGUGCUUCCUUAGACUAUCUGCAGUCCAUGCCCCCUCUUUGCCUCCCAGUGGAAGAUGAAGAUCCUUGUAAGGCAAACAAUAAGAUUGUGAACCAACUUGUGGAAACACAGCACGAUGCAUCUACGGAGAAUCAAAAUGUCUGUACAGAGUCGCGGCAUAAAGAUGUGAAAAAUAACUGCGACAAGGCAGCUUCAAAAGUGCAUGAAGAUCAGCUAAGUGGCAUGCAUGAAGCCAAGCCUGAGACAUGCAAGCGGAGGAAGCCUGACACUUGUGAAGUUGAUUUAAUCUCUAAUGCACAGAGCCAGGGGAUGAGUAGUACUUUGUUUGAGGACAGAAUAUCUUUGGAAGAUCUUAAUAAAUACAAUAAGCCAAAUGCAGAUGCUGGACCGAAAGUUCUAGAGUGUGAUUCUACUUCAUGUUGUCUAUCAUACUGUACGGUUUUAAAGCCUAGAAAAGAUGGCAUUACUGGAAUUGAUUAUGAAAGUAGGGGAUUGCAUGCUGGAGAUGCACAAAUGUUGGUUGAAUGUAGCAAGAAUUUAAUGAGCACUUCAAAAGUGGAUGGUUCAAACUUCAUGACUAUUGAUGACCCAAGUGCAAAAUCUGCAGAACAAGCUGAGCUUCCAAAUUCCUGUCCAUUAAAAGAAAAAACUUCUCAGGAAAAUUACACACCACUUUUUAAUGGCUUCUUUUUGAAUGAAAAAUGCUAUGAAGAGUCCCAAGAGAAAGAUGUCCUUCAGAAUUUCAGUUCUGUUGAAUCAAUAGGAACUGAUGCUAGUGGAGGUGAAUUAGGAAGCUCUAACUUUCUUUGUUCAACAUUACCUGUUAAUGAAGACCCUGGUCUUGAUAAAGCUGGAGAAAGCAAGACUGGAGAGAUGGAGUGCCUACAUGUUGACAAUGAUUUAAUAGAUUCUGCAGAUGGUAACCCAGUUGCGGAAAAUGCUUUAAUAGCUUCUACAGAUAGUAAGUCAAUGGUCGAAAAUGCUUCAACAGCUAUUUAUGAGUCUAAUGCUUUGGCAUCGGAAGGGAUGGGCAAAAGCCAUAUGAUUGUUGCAGUCAUCGCUGGCAGUAUCACCGUGAAUGAUUGUUGUCCAAAUAUAGGAGAUCAUAGUGGGAGUGAACUUGAAAAUCCCCAUGUAACAUCCCAAAUUAGCUCUGUCAUGCAAGGUAAGGUUGCUUCUGGGAUGAAUGAUAUAAUUGAGCAUGAAGAUGCAAUGGACGAUAAUUCUGAUUCUUCAGCAACAAAUUUCACUGAGUUUUCUUGUUUAAAGACAGGGAAUGAUGCUUGUUACAGUGAAAGGGGCAUUUCCAUACAGCACAUGGAUUGCUCUAGUGAUAUGCAUGAGAUGAAAGAACAGCCUAUAGAACAAGCUAAGCUGAUAAAUUCCUUUUUUCGGGAAGCUGAACUGGUGAAUCAGAGUCGAGAUGUUUUUUAUGAGAGCAAAUCCUUUGAAAGUGGAUCUCAAGUUCCUCAAAGUACAGACCAAUGUGAAAUCAUGGAAAAUGAACUUGCUGGGGUUGAUAACAUGAUCAAGGAAACACUUGGGGAAGAUUCAGAAGUACAGUCCUUACAUCAUUGUCUGUUAACUGAUAGCUGCAACAGUAAUGUUAGUGUCUCAGGGGCAGAUAAAUAUUCCUUAGGGGUUGAUGAUAUCAGUAGACAGCCUAAAGAACAUCCCGAGCUUCAAAAUCUUGAUCAAGAAGUUGGUCCUGAAAAUCAUGGGUUGUGUUCAGAUGAUAAUUUGUUGCUGAUGAAUGCUUCUAUUGAAUCUCUGGAGAAAGAAAUUCUUGAGAAUGUUUCAGGCGCCAGUUUAGAACAAGGCAAUGAUUUACCCAGUGAAUGCACUCUAUUACUACCUCAAAUGUGUAAUGUUGGUUAUAAUGUGGAUAAAAAUGCUGAGCACCCAUCAAUGGAGCCAUCAGAUGAAAAUAUUGAAUGCAGUAUGGAUUGUGAGAUCAGAAAUGAUUACGAUCUUGACAAUCAAGCUCGACCUUUUAAUUCUGGUUCAUCCUCCGAGACAAAUGGAGAUAAGAUGCCAUUGACUGCAAAUACUUUUAACUCUAAGCCUUUCUGCGUUUUGAAUGAAAAAGCAAAUGAGACAUUAAAUCGGAGUAUCCAGCAGGCCAUAGAAGUCAAUUUGUUAGAGAAUGAUAUUUUUCCAGCGGAAUCUGAGGUUAACAUUCACCAAAGCAAUGGUGGUAAUAACAGUGAACUUCAAGAUGGGUUAGCCAGUGCUGUGUCCUCUGAAGUAGUUGAGGAUGCAACUGUCUCACACAAGGAAUCUGUGGAUGAGGACAAGCAAGAUGCACUUGUAGCAAGGCCUCCACCAAACGCUGUUCCUUUUUCAGAUGAAUGGUUAGCAGCUUUUGAAGCUGCUGGAGAGGAGAUUCUAGCCAAGAAAAGUGGCGCUGUACAAAAUUCACCACCGGACAAGUCUCUACCUGAACCUGGUCCUUGGUCCCCGGUAAGGCGGAAAAACAACCAAGGGAUAGGACCGUACGACUGUACAAAAUAUACCAACACCAACAUCCCAUCUUCCGCUUCCGACUGAAGAGACUAGGUUCGAGGUAAAGGAGCAAAGGGUUAUUUGACACUUGAAACAUUCAAUAUUUGCCAACAAGAAUAGCCCUCGUUCCUGUGGCAGUUGAGAAUACAUUUCAGCUAAUCAUUCUUUUCUCAUUGACAACCUGAUUGACCGAAAUUUAAACACUUAACAAAAAAAAAAAAAAAAAAAAAAAAAAAAAAAAAAA